UUAAAGCAUGGAUAAACAUAUGAUCUUACUUUGAAACUGUAAGUUGCAAACCUUGUAAUUGUUAUUGUAUUGAUAUGCUUAAGUAGAGUAAAUUUCGGUGUUUUUUACAUAUUUUAUAGUUAAUUAAAGGCAGAAUGUCUUGGUUUCGAGUUCCGUCUUUAUACAGUCAGAAAAUGAAACGUCUUGGUGCUAAAAUUUUCAACGAGUAUCGUCCUCCAGACAUGCCUAAAGAAGUAGCUACAGCAGCGGAUAAAGCAGUUGUUAAAGACUUUAAUUAUACAUUAAGAUCAACUCAUAAUGUAAUUGAACGCCAAAUGAAAGAACCUAACGACUUGAACUCAGGCUGGAAUCCAAAAUGGUACCCAGCGCACCCUCAAAUACGUGAAAUGAUGCAUACAUUGAGAAAAUAUGGACUUUACAGAGAUGAGCACAAAGAUUUCUCUGAAGAGAUGAAAAGGUUGCGAAUAAUUCGAGGAAAAGUCUACCGAAAAUUAGGAAGCAAAGGUGGUAAAAAGGCACGUCUUCGAGAACUGGAUAAAUAAUAAAUUUGAGACGGUAAACUAUAAACAUGUAGAGAUUUGUGUAAUUCAUAUUGUUUUAGUCAAUAAAAAUUGAUGAAUAGUAUUUAA
This is a messenger RNA of Tetranychus urticae (two-spotted spider mite), 629 nucleotides long. RefSeq names its product mitochondrial ribosomal protein S33 (gene mRpS33). The record is from RefSeq and is a predicted model, not a curated record. NCBI's taxonomy places the organism in Eukaryota, Metazoa, Arthropoda, Arachnida, Trombidiformes, Tetranychidae. Gene Ontology annotation, cellular component: mitochondrion.